Molecule: messenger RNA, 1188 nt
Organism: Thyridium curvatum
Lineage: Eukaryota; Fungi; Ascomycota; Sordariomycetes; Thyridiales; Thyridiaceae
Exons: 1
Coding region: 1-1188 (395 amino acids)
Source: RefSeq, a predicted model, not a curated record
AUGGCCAACACCUUUGUAUCCUUUCUGGACGCCACGGGAGACUCGAUCGUCUCUGGCCCGGUACCAGUAGAAUCUUUUGUCCCCAGGUCUGCCAAUCUGUUCCCCAAGAUGCCUAAUGGCAUCAAUGACGAAGGCUGGGAGCUUUGGGAGUUCGACGGCAUCUCGGCAGAUGGCGAGACGUCUGUCGCCACCUCAUUCUAUCGCGAUGCACGCAGCCUCGAGGAGGGAGGCUUCCACGUGGAUGUGAACGCCAUUUGGCCCGACGGGACGAAAUGGGGCGGCGAGUUAUACUUUGCCCAGUCCGUCAUCUCAGCCCUGGGCGGCGAUUACCCCCACGAUGGACAAUUACACGGCGUCUGGAAAUCGGGGAAGGAGGGAGGAGCCAGCGCAAGCUUCAGCAUCUCGUCUGAUUGCUCAAGUGCCAUAGUGCACUUCUCCUCGCCCGGUCGUGUGACGGGGACCAUCAUGAUCCGUGCACUGGGCGACAACCUUGUAUCGCGCCUGCCGGAGACGGAGGGCGCGGCACUGCUCUCGCCGUCUGUGCAUUACUUGUUCCCUAUGGGCCCGGCCGCUGCCACGGCUAACCUGAGCUUUGUGAUGCAAGACGAGGCGAGCGGCACCAGCGCUAGUGAGCGGCAACUCACCCUGGAUGAAGACGAGGCGGCCAGUGGAGCGAUGGUGCGCGGCUGGUCUUGCUCGGCAUGGCCCCGGUUCAUGAUAGACGCGUACUACGUCUGCGGGAAGAUUGGUCCCUAUCACUUGCAGCUGAUACGUAUUGUCUCGACCGCUGCUGACGGACACAAGUCUCACGUAGCCGCUAGGCUCUACUGCGGCAACGAGCUUGUGUGUGCUGCCAACGAGGCCAUGGACAUGGCCACAGCCGAAACGCAGGAUGCUCCUCAGAGGGAUACACUCGUGGUUGACAAGGUUAUGGAUGGAAAAGGAGUGGCGGGGGCGUUCCUCGACAAGAACACUGGAUAUUUGAUCGAGUUCCGCCAAGGUGGAGGUUGGCGGUCUAGGAAGCGGUGGCAUUUCGAGCUUUCGCACAAACGCGCAUGGUGGAGCGACUACACGAGCGACCGGGGGACGGGAAAGUCUGGUUUCAUCGAGACCAUCCGCGGAGGGUCGGAUGGUGAGAUUGGUUACCAAGGCGUGGGGGGCGGUGGUCAGCUCCAAUUGCCAGGAUGA